AUGAUCUCCCCCAGCACGAUAACAGAUGCCGUGCCUGUGGCGCUCAUUGUUGAUGGUAAUGGCACUGAUGACCUCCCUGCGGCCCCCAUCACUGACGGUACUGGCGAUCUUACUAGCAGGAUAGAUGACCUCCCUGCGGCCCCCAUCGCUGACGAUACUGGGGGUAAUGGCACUGAUAGUCUCAUUGAGCUCUUGGCCCAAAUGAAUAUCACUGGGCAGGAGGCGUCUGAUGUGACGUCCAAGAUCCAUGAUGCGGUCCAGAAUGCGCUGGUCGCCGCCGUUUCUGCUAUCAGUGCUGUUAAGACUACUUCAGCAUCAGCUCCACUCAUCCCAGCGUUGACUCCUGUUGUGACCUACAAUGUGCCAGCGGCUGAUGCUACAGGACCCUUCUACUGGGUGACUCGUGGCCGCUGUAUUGGCAUAUUUUCUACUUGGCAGCAGACCUCGUCCCAUGUCAUUGGCGUGAGCAGGGCCUCUUUUUCGAAGGUCCGCUCAGUAGCCGAAGGCAUUCAGCUGAUGGAAGAGGCCAUUGACCGCGGCGAAACGGAGGUGUUGACGUAA
This is a messenger RNA of Suillus fuscotomentosus, 561 nucleotides long. RefSeq lists its product as uncharacterized. The transcript has 4 exons. The record is from RefSeq and is a predicted model, not a curated record. Bases 1 to 561 code for a protein of 186 amino acids. Lineage: Eukaryota; Fungi; Basidiomycota; Agaricomycetes; Boletales; Suillaceae.